Molecule: messenger RNA, 264 nt
Organism: Fomitopsis serialis
Lineage: Eukaryota; Fungi; Basidiomycota; Agaricomycetes; Polyporales; Fomitopsidaceae
Exons: 1
Source: RefSeq, a predicted model, not a curated record
AUGCCACGGAAAGCAAAGCCCAAGGAGCCCAAUCCUACGCCUUCUCAGCCUCCGAAGCGCACGAAGGAGAAGGACAUAUCAUGGGACAAGAAUCCGGCUUGGAUCCACACAGCCAUCUCCUUCCUCACGCAAAAUCCAGAGCUUCGCAUCAAGCUCUUCAGCGACUCGACUCAGAAAGCUACGAAGGACGGUCGGAAGAAGAUACAGGGUCAUGUAGCCAAGAUCAACUGGUGGGCCAAGGUAGCCGAAGACAUCUAUGCAAGG